This is a messenger RNA of Fusarium verticillioides 7600, 3391 nucleotides long. RefSeq names its product hexokinase. Gene Ontology annotation, molecular function: fructokinase activity; glucokinase activity; mannokinase activity. The record is from RefSeq and is a predicted model, not a curated record. Gene Ontology annotation, biological process: glycolytic process; intracellular glucose homeostasis; glucose 6-phosphate metabolic process. The transcript is spliced from 5 exons. Lineage: Eukaryota; Fungi; Ascomycota; Sordariomycetes; Hypocreales; Nectriaceae. Gene Ontology annotation, cellular component: cytosol; mitochondrion. Bases 1529 to 2974 code for a protein of 481 amino acids.
GUUGGAAUUGAGGAGAAGAGACACCUCAACCCACGCGCAUCUCAGACCACGAAUGUCUAAGCGCGAGGUGCCUGAGUUCUUGUUCUGGCUAGUAUCACUGUUGAGGAGAGACUUCUCUUGUUUGCUUACUUCCUUUUGCCACGAAGCGGUCAAUCGAGCAACCUACGAAGGGUACAGAGAUGGCUCAGCUGCCUAAGUACUUUAGUCAAGGGGAGCAGACACGAGUGUUCAGUAGAAACGAGGUGCAAGCCUACAUACCACCUAUAUCUUGGAUACAUCCAAUACUUCCAUACUAUGUAGGUACUUAGGUACUGGGUAUAGGUAGUUGAGGGUCAAGACGGCGGAGACCUGGGACGAUCUGGCUGUUGCCAAUUGGUCACAAGAUAUAAGAUAAAGUACAUGUCAACCUUUAUUUGUAGGUAGAUGUACUUUGCUUCUGGCCGAUUGAUGACAUGAGAAGACACCUAAUAGUUAAGUCAAUUAUUCCCUGCAAAUCUCCCGCUCAAUGGGCCUGUUCUGACCUCGACUCACCUCAAUUUACUUCAGUCCAGUCCCGACACGACCUGCUAGCACCUACCUUACGUAGUCUACGUAAGGUGCUUUCUACUCCACCUCCCUUCCAUCCCAUCCCAUCCUAUCCAUAUCUGGGCUGCUUUAAAAACCCUGUAUCCCCCUACCUACACCAUCCACCUCAUACUCCAAUCUAUUCUAAAUUCUAAAUUGUGUUCCUUUUUCUUUCGUGAAUACGUCUUUCCCUUACAAAAGUUUCCACGGUGACCUACGCGGUACGAAGCUUCAACAAGACACUACCCCGCCAAAUCCGAACCCCGCCAAAAGUCAAACCUCGCUCAUCAAAAUGGUCGGUCUUGGUCCUCGACGUCCUCCCUCCCGAAAGGGUACGUAUACUUAAAUGCUAUCACUUGUUAUGUUAUGACGCCCUCCGCGACCGAAGAUCUCUAUGACUCGUUAUUUGGGAGCAUCAAUUGCUGCUGGCCACGAGCUGUUGCUUGUCUACGAAGAGGAAGCUUGCCCAGUGGGGGCAGAACCAGCAAAAAUGCGCUGCAAUGACGAUGUUUCUCCAUCCACUGCAACAUUCCUGGUGACAAACCUUGGAGACAAGACGAACUCGUCUUCUAGUGUCACGAAAGUGAAAGAAAACCGUCGUGCGAGAUCGAGAGCAAUCCCCAUUGGCUCUUUGGGCUUGGCCAAGAAUCGGCGACAACAAUGAUAAUCGACUGUGCAUGCGACUACGACCUCAAGUUUCGGGGGACAACGAAUUUGCAGAUAAGGUGUAUUACGUGAGCUUGCACUUCGUGGCUACUGAAUGCUAUUGGGUUUGCCAGCUGGCAAUCACUGUCCUACUGUCAGAGUGUAGACGCAGUGCUUGUUCAGUGACCAUGCAGCACUGAAGUCAAAAUGCGCUACCCUUCUGUUAACCUUUCUCUCUUCAGAGUCUCUUGUUUCUCCAACUGCAUCCAAGCAAAAAUCACAUCAGCCUGCUCAACAUCUCCGUUGCUAACGAUUAAUCAUGUCAGGAUCAAUGGCCGAUGUCCCUAAGGAUCUCGCCGAUGAGAUUCACAAGCUCGAGAAGCUCUUCACGGUAGAGCCCGCCAAGCUCAAGGAGAUUACCGACCAUUUUGUCUCCGAAUUGGCCAAAGGCCUCAGUGUUGAGGGGGGUAGCAUCCCUAUGAACCCUACCUGGGUCAUGUCAUACCCCGAUGGCUAUGAAACCGGAACUUACCUGGCCCUGGAUAUGGGCGGAACAAACCUGCGAGUCUGCCAAAUCACUCUGACUGAAGAGAAAUCCGAGUUCGAUAUCCUCCAGUCCAAGUACCGCAUGCCCGAGGAGCUCAAGUCUGGUACAUCUGAGGAGCUUUGGGAAUACAUUGCCGAGUGUCUUUACCAGUUCCUCGAGACUCACCACGGGGACUGUAGCAAGCUGGAGAAAAUUCCUCUGGGUUUCACAUUCUCAUAUCCUGCCACCCAGAACUACAUCGAUGAGGGUAUCCUGCAGCGAUGGACCAAGGGCUUUGACAUUGAUGGUGUGGAGGGCAAGAACAUCGUGCCCAUGUUCGAGGAGGCCCUGAAGGCUCGCGGCGUCCCCAUCAAGCUUGCGGCUAUCAUUAAUGAUACUACUGGCACAUUGAUCGCUUCCGCUUAUACCGAUACCGCUAUGAAGAUCGGCUGCAUCUUUGGUACUGGCUGCAAUGCUGCUUACAUGGAAGACUGUGGCUCCAUUCCUAAGAUUGCCGACCUGAAUUUGCCUGCCGAUCUGCCCAUGGCUAUCAACUGCGAGUGGGGAGCUUUUGAUAACGAGCAUAAAGUCCUUCCCCGAACUGCCUACGAUGUGACUAUCGAUAAGGAGUCUCCUCGCCCAGGACAACAGGCCUUCGAAAAGAUGAUUGCUGGUCUCUACCUAGGCGAGAUUUUCCGGCUCAUCCUCGUUGACCUUCACGAUAACAAAGCCAUCCAUAUCUUUGAGAACCAAGAUAUCUCUCUGCUACGCAAACCUUACUCCCUUGAUGCUUCCUUCCUGUCUGCUAUUGAAGAAGACCCCUGGGAGAACCUUACUGAGACGUAUGAUCUCUUCGUCAAGAAGCUGAACUUGAAGCCCACACGCCCCGAACUGGAGCUCGUUCGAAGGACCGCCGAGCUCAUCGGCACACGUGCUGCUCGCCUUUCGGCUUGUGGUGUCGCUGCUAUCUGCAAGAAGAAGGGAUACGAAUCUUGCCACGUCGGUGCUGAUGGCUCUGUGUUCAACAAGUACCCCUACUUCAAGGAGCGAGGAGCUCAGGCCCUGCGAGAGAUUCUCGACUGGCCUGAGAAGACCGACAAGAAGGCCGAGGACCCUAUUGAGGUUCUUACUGCUGAGGAUGGCAGUGGUGUCGGCGCCGCCCUGAUUGCCGCCCUGACCCUAAAGCGAAUCAAUGAGGGCAACAUGGCGGGUAUCCUUCAUCCCGAGAACUUCAAAUAAGCAUGAGCAGGGAUCGACUGAUGAAAGGCGCGUGAUGGGUAUCAAAGGUUAAUAUUAGGAUUGGACGGAAAACGAAGAUAGACGAGGACUUGAAUGAAAGCACGAAUAGAGACGAAGGGUUUCUUAAAGACUAUCAAGAAGCUUGUGCCACUGACAGGCCUGGAUUUUUUUCGAUUGAUACAUUCGUCUAGCCCAUAAAUGUGCAAAUAGGCAGCCGGUAUUCUGCGAAACGAAGUUAGCUUGAUAGUAAUGUAAAAUAUAUGAGUAUAUCUUACUGUCUAGGGUCCAGUAUCGUCUCCGUACACCCUCCCACUCUCCCUCACCAGCCUUUUCUAGGCCAGACAUGUCCACAUCACUCUCCUCCCACUCGACAUCGAGCCCUGCAUCGGCGCACUGCAUCUCGACCACCUUGGUGUA